Messenger RNA from Argiope bruennichi, 1043 nucleotides. RefSeq names its product CRISP/Allergen/PR-1-like. The transcript is spliced from 7 exons. The record is from RefSeq and is a predicted model, not a curated record. Lineage: Eukaryota; Metazoa; Arthropoda; Arachnida; Araneae; Araneidae. Gene Ontology annotation, cellular component: extracellular region. The coding region runs from base 198 to 974 and encodes 258 amino acids.
UUUGAGAUAUCUGAUUCUCGUGCUUUCGCAGUUGACUCAAUGUAUCAAAAUAGUAAAAAACAGAAAAUUUCACCAUUCAGAAUAUGCAAAGCGUUGACGUGAACUAUGCAGAUGUCAGUUGGAGAGCAGAUGGUUGAUUGUUACAUCUUUCUUGAAGUGUCCACACCAGUGAAAGCUUUAUAAAGACAGAGAUAAAAAUGAAGUUUGAAGCAAAACUGGUAUUGACUGUUUUAUAUCUUUUACUGGCAACAACAGACAGCUGCAAGUACAAAAAAUUUUCAGAAGAUCACAGUUUUUGUAAAGAGCCCAAUGAAGAAUGCGAUUUACAGGAAUCUGAGGUAACGGAGGCCGAUAAAAAGAUGAUUCUGAAAACGCACAAUGAAUUUCGAAUGAAGAUAGCCACAGGAAAUGAAAGCGGAAUGCCGAAAGCUUCAAAUAUGAUGGAAAUAGUAUGGGAUGACGAGCUGGCAUCCAUUGCUCAAAAGUGGGCCGAUCAGUGCACAUUCAGGCAUGACUGUUUUGAUUGCAGGAAAGUUGAGAGAUUCCCCGUCGGACAAAAUAUAUACACAAUUAGUUCAACAGGAAGAGCUGAAUCCGGACACUGGAAAGAAAUGACAGAAGGUUUUUAUGAAGAAGUAAAGGACUUCGAUAAAAACGUCAUCAAAUCUUUUAAACCUAAUUCUGCCUACGGGCAUUUUACUCAGCUUGCUUGGGCAGAGACGUGGCUAAUAGGUUGUGGUGAAGCAGUGUAUAAAAAAGAUGGUGAAAACAAAAGUCUUCUAGUCUGCAAUUAUGGUCCAACAGGAAAUAUUGAAGGUGCAGAAAUGUAUAAAGAAGGAGAACCUUGUUCUGAUUGUCCGUCGGGAACUUGUUGUUGCAACAAAUGUGAAGAGUCUGGUGUGACAUCAGAUUACCACGGACUAUGCAAAGUGAUUGAUGAAGAGCAAUUCAAGAUGGAUAAUAAGACAGAAUGAAAGACACUGUGAAAUAUUAUGUACAAAUCAAAUGUUUUUAUUGUGCCUCUAUAAACCUAAUAACUCAGC